Messenger RNA from Cajanus cajan (pigeon pea), 2690 nucleotides. Its product is annotated as ATP-dependent zinc metalloprotease FTSH 11, chloroplastic/mitochondrial. NCBI's taxonomy places the organism in Eukaryota, Viridiplantae, Streptophyta, Magnoliopsida, Fabales, Fabaceae. Gene Ontology annotation, molecular function: ATP hydrolysis activity; ATP binding; ATP-dependent peptidase activity. The record is from RefSeq and is a predicted model, not a curated record. Gene Ontology annotation, biological process: protein import into chloroplast stroma; proteolysis. Gene Ontology annotation, cellular component: membrane; chloroplast.
GUUUAAAACUCGGAAAGUCGUUGUCGGAUGGCGGCAGCAAUUUCAAUCAAUAGAGAUAAGGCACUCUUCUUCACAGUUCACACAAUCUCUUCCCUCACUUCACAUGGCCACACUUCAAGCUUCUCUUCUCUGCAGAGCUUCCCUCCCAUUCACCUCUCACAACCAUCGCCAUCCUCUUCUCUACAACAAGCUCCCUCUCUCUCCAUGCAGACUCUCGCGCUCCUCCGCCGAAACCCAAACACCUCCCAGUUCAACCAAACACGAACACAGGUUACCGAUCGCCGCGUUCUUCGAGGGAGCGCGAGAGACUGCCCAAAAGGCUUUCUCCGAUUUCGCUAACUGGUUCCCGCUCUGGCAACAGGAGAGGCGUUUGGCUAGGUUAAUUAUCGACGCCGAGGCUAAUCCCAAUGACGUUGCCAAACAAACUGCGCUACUUAUUGAACUUAAUAAGCACAGUCCUGAGUCUGUGAUCAAGCACUUUGAAGGAAGGGAGGGUGCUGUAGACAGUAGAGGAGUUGUGGAAUAUGUUCGAGCUCUUGUGAUGACUAAUGCUAUUGCUGAAUAUCUUCCAAAUGAGGAAUAUGGGAAACCUUCUAGACUUCCUACCCUGUUGCAAGAGUUGAAGCAGCGAGCAUCAGGUAACUCGGAUGAGCCUAUUCUUAGCCCUGGAACAUCAGAAAAGCAGCCAUUACAUGUGGUUAUGGUUGAUCCCAAGGUAUCACAAAAGUCACGUUUUGUACAGGAUCUUUUAUCAACUAUUUUGUUUAUUGUUGUUAUGGGAUUGGUCUGGGUUAUGGGUAUGGUUGCACUUCAAAAAUUCAUAGUAAGCUUGGGUGGGAUUGGAACUUCAAGUUCUGGAUCAAGUACUUCAUAUGCCCCAAAGGAACUAAAUAAGGAAGUGAUGCCGGAAAAGAAUGUGAAAACAUUUAAAGAUGUGAAAGGUUGUGAUGAUGCAAAACAAGAACUUGAGGAAGUUGUGGAGUACUUGAAAAAUCCGGCUAAAUUUACCCGCCUUGGAGGAAAGUUGCCGAAGGGGAUUCUCUUGACAGGACCUCCUGGAACUGGAAAAACUCUGCUAGCCAAGGCUAUUGCUGGAGAAGCCGGUGUUCCCUUUUUCUAUCGGGCAGGAUCAGAAUUUGAGGAGAUGUAUGUUGGAGUUGGUGCUCGACGUGUAAGAUCAUUAUUUCAAGCAGCAAAAAAGAAGGCUCCUUGUAUCAUUUUCAUCGAUGAAAUAGAUGCUGUUGGUUCAACUAGGAAACAGUGGGAGGGUCAUACAAAGAAGACAUUGCAUCAACUACUCGUUGAAAUGGAUGGAUUUGAGCAGAAUGAAGGAAUAAUAGUAAUGGCUGCAACAAACCUGCCUGAUAUUCUUGAUCCUGCUUUAACGAGGCCUGGUAGAUUUGAUCGACAUAUUAUUGUACCAAAUCCGGAUUUACGGGGUCGACAAGAAAUAUUGGAGCUUUACCUUCAAGAUAAACCUUUGGCUGAUGAUGUAGAUAUUAAAACAAUUGCUCGUGGAACCCCAGGAUUCAAUGGGGCAGAUCUUGCAAACCUGGUAAACAUUGCUGCUAUUAAAGCUGCUGUUGAAGGUGCAGAGAAGUUAGCAGCUGCACAGUUGGAGUUUGCCAAAGAUAGAAUAAUUAUGGGUACAGAACGGAAAACAAUGUCCAUAUCAGAAGAGUCAAAAAAGCUUACUGCUUAUCAUGAGAGUGGUCAUGCAAUAGUUGCCAUUAACACUGAGGGUGCUCAACCAAUUCACAAGGCAACAAUCUUGCCUCGUGGAUCUGCUUUAGGAAUGGUCACGCAGCUUCCCUCUGGUGAUGAGACAUCAGUCAGCAAGAAGCAGUUACUAGCUCGCCUUGAUGUUUGUAUGGGAGGAAGAGUUGCAGAAGAAAUUAUCUUCGGUCAGGAUCAUAUCACAACUGGAGCAAGCAGUGAUCUAAACUCGGCUACUGAGCUUGCCCAAUAUAUGGUAUCAAUCUGUGGAAUGAGUGAUGCAAUAGGGCCAGUUCAUAUAAAGGAGAGACCUAGUUCUGAAAUGCAGUCCCGUAUUGAUGCAGAGGUUGUUAAACUUCUUAGAGAAGCAUAUGAUCGAGUGAAAGCCCUUCUAAGAAAGCAUGAGAAGGCAUUACAUGCUCUGGCAAAUGCAUUAUUAGAGUAUGAGACACUUAAUGCAGAAGAAAUCAGGCGGAUACUACUACCAUAUCGGGAAGGAAGAGUACCAAAGAAACAGGAACAAGAAUCAGAACGGGAGCUCGUGUUGGUCUAAACAUUCUUUCAGUUUGUUGUCUGUUAACUAUACUAACUAUAGGGGGACGCUCUGUACAGCAUACAUAGUCGCCCAACAGGUAUAUUUCUUGAUCCAAUUGUGCAGAUCCACACCUUUGUGCAUGCUAUUCUGGCAUAUGAUUCUGAUAGGAAGUGACACACCUUUAGCCUAUCUGAAGCAAGUAGUCCUGUUCACAAUGACAAAGGCUGGAAUAUUGCUCUUGCUAGGAGUGCGAGCAUCAUUUUUUGGUGAGAACUAUUUAUAAUUUGUAGAAAGAUGUGUAUUUGGACACUCUUUGAGAAUUGUGCCUACCAGUGUACACAUUAUUCAUUGCUUUAAAAAUUUAUUGUUUACGGAGAUCCAAGUAUCUGUGGUCUUUAUUUUUGAUGGACUGGAAGUGAUGAACAUAAGAUUUUCGCGA